UCCAUUGAACAACUCGAAUCUAAGCAAACAUUAUAAUCAUUACAUGCAAACACCUUCAAUAUAUCGUCCACACGCGACUCGAUAUCAGCCAACUAUGGUACAUGAUUUCCAUCAACUGCUAGGAGAUAAUAAACAAAAAUUGGGAGAAUCUUCUGAUGAUGACACAAACAAUAAUGAUAGUGACAGCUUGUAA
Molecule: messenger RNA, 193 nt
Organism: Meloidogyne enterolobii
Lineage: Eukaryota; Metazoa; Nematoda; Chromadorea; Rhabditida; Meloidogynidae
Source: the annotation of a GenBank genome assembly